AUGGCAGGCAAGAGGUGUACUGAGCUUACAGCUGCUUCUAAGCAGAGACGGCGUAUGUCCGUAAUGGCAGCAAGAAUACCCUUUUUUGCUCUGACAAUAUACUGUUCCGUUUGGGCUGUGACCUGGAUACUCCAGACAGCGACAUCUCACAUUCUCCUCUCUAAAGCUUCGCCAGCAGAUAAGUUCAUAGUCACGAACAGACUUGGAUACUGGCCUCUCAACAGUAUCUUGAUCUAUGCUUCCAAAGGACUCGUUCCUGAGGUAAGGAUGAAAAUAGAUGAUGAGCUUAUCACAGCAUACAUCUAUCCUGUCCUGCUUUUCAUGCCCUUGCUUCUUUCUGCCUUCAAGCAAUACAUGAAGACUUAUUAG
Messenger RNA from Giardia duodenalis, 369 nucleotides. RefSeq lists its product as uncharacterized. The transcript has a single exon. NCBI's taxonomy places the organism in Eukaryota, Fornicata, Diplomonadida, Hexamitidae. The record is from RefSeq and is a predicted model, not a curated record. Bases 1 to 369 code for a protein of 122 amino acids.